UAUAAUCAUCGGAAACGCACCAGCAAUAAACAGCCCUCCACUGCGAUCCCACUAAUUCCAACGACUGAUCGGAAAAGGAAUAGAGAAGUUCCAGAUUCAUUGGAUAAAUAUGGCCAUGCUGAACGGGAGCUCCAUUUACCAUCAGAGGACACUCAGGGAAGUCAACUUACUUGUAAAAAAUUCUUGAAGAACAUCUAGGAUGGAACGACCGAAGAUGAUGCAAAAAUUCGGGAAGCUAUGGAUAGAACCUAGCCGACACAGAGAAUCGAAAUGAAUCGCCGAACAGUAUGCAUACCACAGCUGUUCGAUGAGUGACCAAUUCUGAACCAUCCCCGAUAUUUUCUGUUACAUGCAUCACGAGUGUUAGAAUUUGCUAACAUUGAUGAAAUCGUUUGAGAGAAUAUCAAGUAUCAGAGGAAUAUUUAUGAAUUUAUGAAUACAGUUCAACUCUACAAACCUGAAAAGUCCACGGCUAAUAUUGAACAAAUGAUAAAUACUCUGCUGGAAGCUUCAACAGCAGCCCAGUAUCUUCAAGAAGAUGUUUCUCAUUUGGCAAUUAUUCCAUUGAUAAUAGCAUACUUCAAAGAGGAUUUAGAUUUUCUAUACAAAAUAGUUGUUGAAGCAAUGAGCAAAGAAGAUCUUGAGCAGCUCAUAACGAAUCCAACACAAAUUCUCGUUGUGAAGGGGGAAUCGUUAUACGAUCCAAUUGCAUCAUAUACAGUCUUCAUUGAACAAAGAGAAUAUAUUUACCGAACGCAUGCAUUGCAAGGAUUUUUAAUCGUUUUCCUUGCGUACUUCGUUUUUGGAGUCAAAUACCCCCAUGAUUUGGACACAAGUCUAGAGUUUAUUCAGAAAGUAUUCUUGGAUAUCGACAUACCUGAGGGGAAAGAAAACGCAUUUCUCCCAUCUAUCGAGCAAUUGUCGGAUUUCGGCUCGGAAGAAAGAUGGUGUUUUUGACUGGAUGAAUCAUCAAUGCUCUGCCGGACUUCUUCAGGAGAUCGAAACU
Messenger RNA from Diachasma alloeum, 1006 nucleotides. RefSeq lists its product as uncharacterized. NCBI's taxonomy places the organism in Eukaryota, Metazoa, Arthropoda, Insecta, Hymenoptera, Braconidae. The transcript is spliced from 3 exons. Bases 433 to 957 code for a protein of 174 amino acids. The record is from RefSeq and is a predicted model, not a curated record.